This is a messenger RNA of Dendroctonus ponderosae (mountain pine beetle), 1009 nucleotides long. RefSeq lists its product as uncharacterized. Gene Ontology annotation, biological process: sensory perception of smell; detection of chemical stimulus involved in sensory perception of smell. Gene Ontology annotation, cellular component: plasma membrane. NCBI's taxonomy places the organism in Eukaryota, Metazoa, Arthropoda, Insecta, Coleoptera, Curculionidae. The annotation marks the transcript as partial. Gene Ontology annotation, molecular function: olfactory receptor activity; odorant binding. The record is from RefSeq and is a predicted model, not a curated record. The transcript has 5 exons.
CACGACUUAUGGUAUCCAUUCAAUAGAGAAGAUUAUAUAUAUUUGGUCAUUUGUAUUGCAUUCAUAUGCGAUAUGCAAGGACUAGUAUGCAAUGCAGCGUGCCAAACCACAUUGCUUUGCUUGAUGAUUUAUGCAAGAACAAGACUGAAAAUCUUACAAAGUCGCUUGCGAAAGUUUGAUACGAUUGCUGUUGAAGAGUACGAAGGUGAUGUAGUACUCGCCGUCAAGGAUCUUAUAGCUGAACAUCAAUAUCUAAUAAAUUUCGUUAAAUCUUUGAAUGACAAAACGCAGCACGUGCUGUUGCUGGAGUUCAUGCUAAAUUCGCUAUGUUUAGCCUCUGGCACAAUUCAGUUUACUAUAGUAAGUACUAGUAGAAAACAUUCUUCCAGACAACAUUCCAACUUCCGAAUUGCAAAAUUGCUUUGCAAGAAAAGUUCGUCUCAAAAUGGUUGCGAACGAAACAAUGACUCUUACGACAAAUACCAGUUCACACAAAACAUUUUUUAUUAUCAUUUUCAGGUCAACACCACCUCGGGUUGGUUAGCCGUUGUAUUCCUUAACUUGUAUGUAAUGGCUCAGAUAUUUAUCCUAACGUGGCAUGCGAAUGAAAUAUCGGAGGAGGGUUUAGCAGUAUCGGAUGCCAUCGCUGCCAGUCAAUGGCAAAAACAAAGCAAAGAGGUACAAAAGUUGUUGAUAGUAAUGAUGAUGAUAGCUCAAAAGACAAUUGGUCUCACCGCGGGACCAUUUUUUCGAAUGACGAACUCUGCUGCGAUGCAGACUAUGAAAGUGGCUUAUUCCUACACGUCUAUAAUGAGGAAAAAUAUUCCUGAUUAGAUAUAAAACGCAAGAAAAAGCUUACCUUAAAUGUAGCGCUAAUUGGAAGUAGCCGUAGACUUAGUAAAAAAUUAAAUAAUCGAACACCUCCCAACUGGUUUACUAAUUUUCAUUGGAUGCAUCAGUGCAUCUAAAAUCCCCUAUUUCCAGCUAUCUGAAAAAUGAAUUAAACAAU